AUGAUCCAUCUGCCAUCAGCCUGCUUGUCGAUUGUGCUCGCCCUGGCCCUUGCUGUUCAGGCACAAGAAGCUCAGGAACCAGCUGCGACCCCAGCGGACACCACCCCAGCCCCUCCAUCAACCACGCCCAUAGACCACACUACGACCGUCGAGCCACCCACCACCGUCCCUCCUACUACCACUGCCACUCCCAGUCCCAUCACAACGACAACCAAACCCCCAAUCAUUACCACUACUACUACUGCCCUUCCUGUCACUAAAACUACAACUACACCCCCUCCCGUUACUACAACCACUCCACCGGCCUCAAUAACUACAACCUCCAAAGAUGUUGUGCCUCCCGUCACUCGACCCACCACCAACCACAUCACCUCUAUUUCUUCGUCUGCUAUCCUACCAACCACCAGCGCUGGAUCCAACAAUGCCAACGGUGGUUCCUCCUCCUCGACCUCCUCUACGAACGUCCCUGCGAUCGUUGGAGGUGUGGUCGGUGUCCUGGCAUUGGCCGUCAUUGUUGCAACCUCGGUGAUCUGUUACAAACGCCGUAAGCGCAACAACCGCGAGUUGACUUUUGAUACCUUGGAGGGUAUGAGUGGCCCCGCCCUGUCGUCCCGCAAGCGUGCCAGUCUUAACUACCUGACCAGCUCUAGCCCCGUCAUCACCUCGGGCAAUGUCGGUCUUAACAGCGUUCCCUCGGCACAUGGUGGAUACGACGACAACUAUGACUAUGAAAUGCAGUCCAACGUCGGCUACCCUACCCCUCUGCAGCCACAUAAUAAUAGCGCUUACCACCAAUCGGCCUACAACAGCAACGCUGCCUACGACGGAUACGGAUCGCCUCACCAGGGUUACAGACCUAACCCUACCAUCUUCCAGGAGGAGGCCCCCUACGCAACCGCUAGCUCGAUGGGACGUGAUCGUACUGGCUUUGACCAAAACCUGCCCGAGGUCAUGUACAACCGUGGCGAGAUUGAUCAUGACCCCACUGCGGGAUUCUACCAGGAGGAGGAUAUCUACAACACGGCCGCAUGGAGUCAAGACCAGCAGCACCCUCAUGGAGGAUAUAUUGCUGAGCAAGGACAGUGGGACGUCGAUGCCAUGUUGCACCAAUACGACCACGAAAUUGAGAUGCCCCUCCCUCCCACCCAUCAACAAGUCUUGUCGACCCCAUCCUUGGAUUCGACAUUGAUCGGUUCUCCCGGACGGCCCAAGCACCAGAGUGCGACGGUCCAUAACCCCCAGGCGAUUGUCGAGUCUCCGAUCCUUCAAUCGGCCACCCUCCGCAGCGGAGAUAUCUUUGGACAGGAAGCAGCUGGCGCUGGCGCUUCUCUUGGCUCACCUAGAAUUUCAACCAAACAGGCAACUCAGGAAUUGGAAGCCGUCGGAGGAGGAGCAGGACGUCAAUCGGCCAGCAACAGCAGCAGCCCGCGGAUAAUCAAUGCUAGCCGUGAGAUGCGAAGCAUCGAGUUGGCAAGUCAGUCACCCACGUUUGGAGGACCUUCGACAGAGGCGAUUAACAGCUAUGCGACGGAUUACGAUCAAAGUCGACCAUCGAUUGAUCGCACUGCUGGUGGCGCGGGCUCUCCCUCAAACUUAAACGCAAACAAAAGCCUUCGCUCCUUUCGUCGUGAGGACUGGUCAUAA
Molecule: messenger RNA, 1644 nt
Organism: Linnemannia hyalina
Lineage: Eukaryota; Fungi; Mortierellomycota; Mortierellomycetes; Mortierellales; Mortierellaceae
Source: the annotation of a GenBank genome assembly